AUGGUUAGUUUCCUCAUUUGGAACGUCCGUGGGGUUGGCAACAUGCCAACUAUCUCCUCUCUUAAAAGGCUUAUUUCCAAGCAUAACCCAAUAUUUGUUAUUCUCCUGGAGCCUAUGCUUCGAGAAGGUAAAAGAGUGGCGACGGGCUUGAAGUUAGGCUUCCACUCUUCUCUCUCCAACGGGGACUUGGGAGCUUCUUUCCACGUGUCGAUUGUCUAUGCUAAAUGCAACAGAUUCUUAAGGAGAGGCCUCUGGGAAGAUAUGUCAGCUUUCUCCAGUUCCUUGUCGGGCCCUUGGGCCGUUUGUGGUGACUUUAAUGCGGUGAUGGAAGCCUUAGAAAGAUGGAGUGGCAGGGUUUUCGAUCAAGCCAGCGCAGACGAGUUCGCAGAGGCAAUUCACUCAGCUGGGCUGAUCAAUGCAGGUUUCUCUGGCAACUGUUUCACCUGGUGUAACAACCAGUCAGGCUCUGCCCGUGUUGUUAGGGCCACCUGGGAGGGAGUGGCCUCCCCCUCUCCACUGCUAAACGUCCAGCUGAAGCUCAGGCCAGUGAAGAUGGUGCUGAAGAUUUGGAACAAGCCAGUUUUCAGAGACGUCUUCAAUCAGGUUCAACAGGCUGAGCGCAAGCUGGAAGAGGCUGACACCAAGCUUCAGCAGGCCUUGGUUGACGACGCUCAGGCUACGGCUGCCCAACAGGAGUUCGUGCUGGCUCAGCAGAACCUUUCCAAGGCUGAACUCAUGGCUGAAAUUUUCUGGAAACAGAAGUCCAUAAUCAAUUGGUUGGCGGAGGGUGAUAGGAAUACCAGGUUCUUUCACACCUCGGUGAAAUGCAAGCAGAGGAAAACUGAAAUUCAAGAGAUCGAGUUGGAGACAGGCGAGUAUGUGACUAACCUAAACGUCAUUAAAUCUGAAGUUGUCAUGCAUUUCCAGCAGUCGUUCAAUGGUGGUGACCCCCAGUCCAGUCCUGCGACCUUGUCCCUCUUUUCAGUGAUUCCUCGGAUUGUUAGUCCUGCAGAUAACGACAUGAUGAUGCGUCCCCCAUCUCUGUUGGAGGUUCACCAGGCCAUUCUCUCCAUCUCCAUUAAUGUUAACGAAGAGGCUGCCGGUUUCUUCCAAUCUUCUAAAGGGUUGUGGCAAGGCGACCCUCUAUCACCCAGCAUUUUUAUCAUUGCGGCUAAAACUCUCAGCCGAGGGAUCAAGGCCUUCAUGGACCGUGGAGCUUGCACGCCUUUUAAGUUGAGGAGAGGCUGCCCAGUUGUCUCUUUAUGCAGAUGA
Magnolia sinica is the source of this 1272-nucleotide messenger RNA. RefSeq lists its product as uncharacterized. The transcript has 4 exons. The coding region runs from base 1 to 1272 and encodes 423 amino acids. The record is from RefSeq and is a predicted model, not a curated record. Lineage: Eukaryota; Viridiplantae; Streptophyta; Magnoliopsida; Magnoliales; Magnoliaceae.